AAUUCAAAUUAAUUAUUGGGAAGAAAAAAAUAAAUUCCAACUUCGAAGAGCAGGAAGCAAGUAAAGACCUCGGAUAGGGUUUUCUUUCGGCGUUGGGGGCUUACCAUUGUUAUAAUCCUUGUUCCAUACCUAUAUAUAUAAAUAAUAUUUAAAGCUACUUAAUUUCAUUUUAUGUGGUGAAGCCAUGUCAAUGGAUCUCAGUGAUUUUACUAUUGUCAAGGAAGGAGAGGCUGAGAUUUUGAUGCACGCUAAGAAUGAAGUCUUUUACAAUAAAUCCCAGGUUAACAACAGGGACAUUUCCAUUGCUGUCUUAAGGACUUUUAUAGCCAAACAAAAAGAAGAACGUGAAGCAAAGUUGUCAAAAAGAAGGAAAGCAGUGACAAAGGUUCCUGAAAAGGAUGCUUCAGAACAUGUUCCAGAAGAGGCACGUAAUGGAUCUGCUGGAAAUGGUGGGGUGUCCAAUGGAGAUUGUGAAAUGCAAGAAAAGGCCCAUGAUGAAGAAGAUGAAGCUUGUGCUGUUUCAGAAGAGGUGGUUAAGGCUACAGAGGGAAAAGGACCAGUAGUAGUGAAGGCCCCAAAAGUUCUCGAGGCUCUCUCAGCUUCGGGUUUAAGAGCUCUAAGAUAUGCCCGGGAAGUGGAGGGUAUUGGUCAAGUUGUGGCUCUUGACAACGAUAAAGUGUCAGUGGAAGCUUGUAGGAGGAACAUAAAGUUCAAUGGUUCAGUGGCUUGUAAAAAGGUGGAAUCACAUCUUGCUGAUGCUCGUGUGUACAUGCUCACCCACCCCAGUGAAUUCGAUGUGGUUGAUCUUGAUCCUUAUGGUUCACCUUCUGUAUUCUUAGACUCUGCAGUUCAGUCAGUUGUUGAUGGAGGCCUGCUGAUGUGUACAGCAACUGAUAUGGCAGUGCUUUGUGGGGGAAAUGGGGAGGUUUGCUACUCAAAAUAUGGUUCCUAUCCAUUGAGAGGGAAAUAUUGCCAUGAAAUGGCCUUGAGGAUCCUCCUAGCCAGCAUUGAGAGUCAUGCCAAUCGGUAUAAGCGAUAUAUAGUUCCUGUGUUAUCAGUUCAGAUGAACUUCUACAUUCGAGUAUUCGUCCGUGUCUACUCCUCUGCAAGUGCAAUGAAGAACACUCCUCUCAAGCUCUCAUAUGUUUAUCAGUGCACUGGCUGUGAUUCUUUUCAUCUACAGCCCAUUGGAAGGACAAUGUCCAAGAGCAACAACAACUUAAGAUAUCUACCUGGUUAUGGUCCUGUUGUUCCACAAGAGUGUAGUGACUGCGGGAAGAAAUUCAAUAUGGGAGGCCCUAUAUGGUCUGCUCCCAUCCAUGAUCAAGAAUGGGUUGCUUCUAUACUAGCAGGUGUGAAAUCUAUGAAGGAUAGAUAUCCUGCCUAUGACCGGAUUUCUGCCAUCCUAACAACAAUCUCAGAGGAGUUGCCUGAUGUUCCUUUGUUCUUGAGUUUGCACAACCUCUGUGCCACUCUAAAGUGCACUUCUCCUUCUGCUGUGAUGUUCAGAUCUGCUGUGAUCAAUGCUGGAUAUCGCAUUUCAGGGACCCAUGUAAAUCCAUUGGGAUUGAAGUCAGAUGCUCCCAUGGAUGUCAUUUGGGACAUUAUGCGGUGUUGGGUCAAAAACCAUCCAGUCAAAGCUCAACCACCAGAGCAACCCGGAAGUGUGAUACUUUCAAAAGAACCAGUUCUUCAAGCUAAUUUUGCGCGAGCCGUUGCCUCUCUAAGCAAAGCACAGGCCAAGAAGAUUGCUCGCUUCCUUCCAAAUCCUGAGAGGCAUUGGGGUCCUAAGCUUAGGGCUGGACGUCAAAUCACCUCCAAACAUAUUUCCCUUUUAGGGGCAGAUGUGGUGAAUAACCUUCUUAACCAGGAAGAUGGCGAACAACACGAUACCAAGAAUAACCUUAACCAUGAAGAUGGUGAACAACACGAUGCCAAGAAUAACCUUCUUAACCACGAAGAUGGUGAACAACACGAUGCCAAGAGUAACCUUCUUAACCACGAAGAUGGUGAACAACAUGAUGCCAAGCGUCAAAAGACAGAAGAAAAAGUAGAAGAAGAAAAUCAUGAGCCAGCGUCUUGAAAGAAAGUAGCGAGCGUGAUGGGGUGAGUGGUCUUGUGUCUCAAACUUGUUGCUCUAUGGUUCACUUUAUGUGCAAGAAUUGCUAUUGAUAGUUGGAGCAACGUAUUAGAGAAUUAGAAUUUUACAAAAAUUUUGAUUAUGGAACGUUUUAAAUUAUUUCAUUUUAAGUUCUAAAUUUGUUCAACUCUCACUACAUAUAGCAUGCAUAGUGAAGUGAGACAUAAAUAACGUCUAUUGAUUUUGUGAAAUUGGCCGUUAUUUUGUUUGGUAUAUUUAAUAAUCUUCUCCCUUA
Molecule: messenger RNA, 2375 nt
Organism: Cannabis sativa
Lineage: Eukaryota; Viridiplantae; Streptophyta; Magnoliopsida; Rosales; Cannabaceae
Product: tRNA (guanine(26)-N(2))-dimethyltransferase 2
Exons: 13
Coding region: 185-2083 (632 amino acids)
Biological process (GO): tRNA N2-guanine methylation
Cellular component (GO): nucleus
Molecular function (GO): RNA binding
Source: RefSeq, a predicted model, not a curated record